This is a messenger RNA of Durusdinium trenchii, 1531 nucleotides long. Lineage: Eukaryota; Dinophyceae; Suessiales; Symbiodiniaceae. The record is from the annotation of a GenBank genome assembly.
GUCACUAUUGACCUACUUGCACUGGUCACAUUCGUGCCAUGUCGAAUGCCCAGAAAAUGGAUGUGGAUGGCUUGAUGAAGAACGAGGACUUCAGCCCUCAGUUGUUAAAGAUCUACUAUGAGAAGUUCUUCCCAUUCUUGCAGAUGUUCAGAUGGCUCAGCUAUCGCAAUGAUCCCAAGAGUUCCAGUCCUGGAACGCAGAAGGAUUUCUUUCAGCGACGGGAAUUCACCUUUGUCCUUCAGGGUGACAUCUUUUGCCGUUAUCAGUGCUUCAAAGACAUGGAAGAAUACCGUGCAAAGGUCUUAGAGAGGCAGCCGAUCAGGAUGGAGAUUGGAGCUGUUUUCUCUCAUGCCCCUUCCAAGCACCAUGUGCUGCCAAAGGAUGUCUACAAACCUUUGGAGCGUGAGCUGGUCUUCGAUAUCGACAUGGAUGACUACGAUGAUAUCCGAACCUGCUGCACAGGCUCCAAGCUGUGUUUGAAGUGCUGGACCUUCAUGAAGGUGGCAAUUCAGGUCUUAAAGCGCACUUUGGAGGAGGACUUUGGCUUCCAACACAUCCUCUUUGUCUACUCCGGACGUCGUGGUGUCCAUUGCUGGGUCUGUGACUCUGAGGCCCGAAAGCUGAGUAAUGAGCAACGUUCUGCGGUGGCGGAGUAUUUGACGAUGGUCUCUAGUGGUGCAAACAAGUGUCGUGCAGAUCUCAAGAUGAAUGGCUGUGAAGAACUUCACCCAUCAGUGGAUGAGGCCUACAAGAUUUGCAAGAAGUGGUUUGAAGAUCCCAACGGGAUUUUGGCCAAUCAAGACAUCUUGAAGAACGGGAAUCAUUUGACCAACAUCCUGGAGCCUUUCAGUGCUGACGAGAAAGACAAGAUCAAGAAAUUCAUGCAGGAGAACUCUGAUGCCACAUCUUUGCAGAUUUGGAAGAAGCUUCAGGACUUGGUUCGUUUGCGAGAGGUGAACGAGGCGACCUUCAAGCAGCGCAUGGAAAACAAGGUCUUGCUGAAAGAUGUGGCAAUUCAGUACACCUAUCCUCGGCUGGAUGUGAAUGUGAGCAAACAAAUGAACCAUCUCUUGAAGUCACCUUUUGUAGUUCAUCCCAAGACUGGGCGAGUUUGCGUGCCAAUUGACCCAGAGAAUGUGAACGACUUCGACCCGGCCAAGGUUCCUACGAUCGGCCAACUGGUGGAGGAAAUGCGCGAUGCCAAUGCACAACACACAUCCUUAAAGCCAUAUCUACACUACUUUGAGACCAAGUUUCUGCAAGAACUGGAGAAAACUGCAACAGAAGAGCUUCGUCAGAGGAGUGGAGUAAGUCCAGGAGUCUUGAUGGACUUCUGAGGAGAGGAAGGUCCUUGCAGUCGCUCUGGGCAGGUCAGUUCGAAGGAUUUGAGGGGAUUCAGUGCAAUCACUUGGCACUGGUUUCUGCGGGUAUCACUGAGCUGGGGAGGCUUAGUGCAUGGAGACAUUGGGACAAAACCUAUGUCCCAGACGUCCUGCGAACAGAUUAAACGGCCAGCUGCUCCCAAAAAGGC